This is a messenger RNA of Carassius auratus (goldfish), 5664 nucleotides long. RefSeq names its product cadherin-24-like. The record is from RefSeq and is a predicted model, not a curated record. Bases 56 to 3604 code for a protein of 1182 amino acids. The transcript has 13 exons. Gene Ontology annotation, molecular function: cadherin binding; beta-catenin binding; calcium ion binding. Gene Ontology annotation, biological process: cell morphogenesis; cell-cell adhesion mediated by cadherin; calcium-dependent cell-cell adhesion. Gene Ontology annotation, cellular component: adherens junction; plasma membrane; catenin complex. NCBI's taxonomy places the organism in Eukaryota, Metazoa, Chordata, Actinopteri, Cypriniformes, Cyprinidae.
AAAACUCCCACCGGAUCCACAUUGGGGAAGGAAGGAGGUGGAUAAGAGCAGAGAAAUGACUGUGGACUCACACCAUGGCAGAGAAGGACAAGGCCUUGUUUUCCAGGAAAUGGAUGAGGAUGAAGAAGAGGAGCGGAAUCAACAAAAAGGGAAAAUCUCACGAUCUAGAAGCCGACGAAGCUGGAUCUGGAACCAGUUCUUUGUCAUUGAGGAGUAUGCUGGUCCAGAACCAGUGCUCAUUGGAAGGCUUCACACUGACAUGGACAGAGGUGAUGGACGCACUAGGUACGUGCUGCGGGGUGAGGGGGCAGGGUCAGUGUUUGUGAUUGACGAGAAGACAGGCAACAUCCACGUAACCAAGCCCUUGGACCGGGAGGAGAAGGACGAAUACCGGUUGAUUGCCACAGCAACAGACAGUCAGACAGAGCGUGCCCUGGAGCCCUCCUCCCAGUUCAUCAUUAGAGUGCAGGAUAUCAACGACAACCCACCUGUCUUCGAGGAAGGCACCUACAGCGCCACAGUACCUGAGAUGGCAAACAUAGGGACCUCCAUCAUCCAGGUGACGGCUUCAGAUGCAGACGAUCCCACAUAUGGAAACAGCGCGCGGCUGGUGUACACGCUGGUUCAGGGGCACCCGCACUUCUCCGUGGAUGCUCAGACAGGCAUCCUGCGUACUGCAGUUCCAGAUCUAGACAGAGAAGUGCAGGAUCAGUAUCUAGUGGUCCUGCAAGCCAAAGACAUGGGUGGCCAUCUCGGCGGCCUGUCAGGAACGACAACAGUUACUGUACGAUUGACGGAUGUCAAUGACAACCCUCCUCACUUCGUACAAAGUUCUUGGCUAUUCUCUGUGUCAGAGUUGGCGGUGCCAGGGGCGGAGGUGGGUCGGAUCUCAGCAACAGAUGCCGACUUGGGAGACAAUGCCAAGCUAGAGUACACCAUCCUGGACGGAGAGUCAGGGGACACCUUUAACAUCACCGGAGCCAACCAAGAGGCCGUGAUCAUUCUGAACAAGGCAGUGGACUAUGAGAGCCGUAGCUCCUACUCUUUCUCAGUGGAGGUUCUGAACCCCAUCGUGGACCCUCGGUUCCUUCGGCGUGGGCCUUUCAAAGAUCGUGCUUCGAUCAGAGUGGCCGUGCUGGACGCAGAUGAGCCCCCUCGUUUCUCACGGACACGUUACAGAAUGGAUGUGUCUGAGAACUGCCCACCGGCCUGCACAGUGGGACGCGUCAGUGCCGUGGACCCAGAUACGGGGCUCACAAACAACAUCAGGUUCUCCAUCGAUCCCCAAUCUGACCCAGAAGCUCUGUUCCGAAUCACCCCAGACACCGGACUCAUCACUACAAUGACCGAGCUGGACCGUGAGCACGAGCACUGGCACAAUAUCACCAUCAUUGCCACACAGAGAGAUAACCCCAGCCAGGUGUCCAGGGUGGUAGUUGCUGUAGAAACGUUGGAUUUAAAUGACAAUGCACCCGAAUUGGACAGGCAGUACAACACGGCCAUGUGUGACUCAGCCUCCAUGGGACAGGUAGUGCAGGUGUUGCGGGCGAUUGAUAGAGACGAGGGAGGAAAUGACAGCACCGUCCAUUUCAACAUCCCUCCGGACUCCAACGUUGCCCUCAACUUCAGCAUCAGGGAGAGUGGAGGCCCCACUGCUAGUUUGGUGCUGGCGUCACCUUUGCAGACACUAUCUCGCUCUACUUCAACCUCGCUCACUCUCUACGUACCACUGGUCCUGAGGGACGGGGUUUCUGGCUUGACCAGCACGGGGACAGUCACAGUGUCUGUAUGUCCCUGUUUGAGGGGAGGAGCCCGGGCUGGAGAGAAAGAGAAGCAAAGUGAGGCAGAGUGGGACAGAGAGACGGUUUGUUUGCCCCAGCACUCCUCUUUGCCCUCCCCUGGACUCAGCACUGCCGCCCUGCUGGCCAUUUUAGCCUGUGUGGCCACUCUUUUGGCUGUCAGUGCUUUGUCUCUGUCCCUGCGAAGGCAGAAAAGGGACUCGCUCUCGCCUUUAGAAGAGGAUGAUGUAAGAGAGAACAUCAUCACGUAUGAUGAUGAAGGAGGGGGUGAAGCCGACACAGCUGCGUUCGACAUCACAGCACUGCAGAGCGCCCCACACAAUGCACGCAGUGGGUACCGCACCCUGGACAGCAGGAACAUACGUUAUUCACAACACAGUCAGGACAAGUCUCGGACGUAUGGCAGCUGGGUUCAGGCUGGAGCAAUGGAACCAGGGCAGUAUGCCAGUCAAGGAGCCCCUCUAUAUGGGCGUUUUUGCUACAGCAGCCAUACCCUCCCAGUGCUGCGUCGCUCACAGGGCCCCUAUGAGCCUGGUGUAUCUGAGUUGGCUUACCGCUUAACUGGGAAUCCACCAGACCACUCUCUAGUCAUUCAAAACCAGGCAGCUGUGGUUGGACCUCUGGAGCCCAGGGCUAUUUAUGUGCCAACAGCAGAGGACAGUCAUGGUUCCAAAGAAGGGACAACAUCUCAGGACGGAGCCACCACAUCUGAGGGAGGAACGCCAAGGAAGAAUGACUCAAAGGACGAUGCAAGCAGUGAUGCCCAACAGAGUCAGAGUCAAAGCCAGGAUAUGGAUUGGAAGAAUAAACUCAUCCUUACCUCCCGCUCUAACCCUCCUGCUCCUCCCCAUCCCCGACAGGUCCAGCCAGACAUGGCUCCCCGUGAACGAGAGCUGGUGUUGACCCGUUCUGGCUCAGUAGCUGGGCCAUGCCCCACCGGUGGUUGGGUGUGUGACUCCGCCACGCUGCCCCGGGCAGGGCGGCACUCCUCGCGGAGCAGUCUUUCCCUAAGUAGGACCGGCCCUGGACCUGCUGAAUCCAACCAUCCUGGGGUGGCGGACCCUCCCAACGGAAGCACAGAAAUGCAAUCGGUCAGCAACAAUUACGCCACCAUCCUGCAGGGGGAGCAGCAGAGGGACUACCCGGGGAAUCUGGGACGGAGCGGGCUGGAAAUGGGCAGCGGAUUUGUGGUGGGAAGGCCCGAGAGAGAGGCCAGCAUUCCACUGAGUGCUGGGAUAUAUCCGGAGGGUGGUGGUUUCAUAGGAGACUGGCACGAACGGGUGGGGAUAACCAGGUACCCGCUGGGCAGGAGGGAUAUGACUCCCCAGCUGCUUCCAUACCCCGGCCAGGGCCGGGGAGCUUUUGGGGGCAUCCUCGGUUAUGGUGGAGCAUGGCCCUGUGCACCUGAGGAGUCCGGAAGAGGGGCGCCCAUUGGAGGUGCUCACUCUCUCGCCCUAAGGGUUGGCGAGUUCCUGCGUCUGCGCCUUGCACAGGUGACUUUCGACCCCUCGCAGCCGCCAUACGACUCGGUGCAGGUGUACGGGCUGGAAGGCACAGGCUCACGCGCUGGGUCCCUCAGCUCCCUGGACAGCGAGGGAGGCAAAGACGCUGAGAAGGAGGUGUGGGGAUCAGGUCUAGAGGAUUGGGGCCCACAAUUCCAGAAAUUAGCCCAGCUCUUUAGGGAAAGGGAAAAGGAGAGUGGAGAAGAUAAAGAAGGAGAUGUAGAAGCCAGCAAAAAGCACAAAGAUAUGGAAUUUGAAAAGAAGGGGGAGCAGUCUGGAGACGAGGAGCAGGCGAAUGUCUGAGAGAGCGAGAAGGAGAGGGGUUGGGUGGGACAGUGAUUAAAAGGCAACAAGAGCUGGAAUAAUGAAAAGUGAAGGGUAAGGAUGGAGAGGAAGAGGUAAUAAGGGAAGACGGGGAAAAAUGAACAGAGAAAGCAAAGAUAGUGGAGAGAGUGAUUGAUGCAAUUUGAAGCAAUAAGUGCUGAGAAGCUGAUGUGUGAGCAUAGAGCGGUGUUUCUUUGGCCAGCAUUUAACAUUCCUUAAGUGCAUUUGGCAGUAAGUGAAAAGCAAAGUUCACUGUAUUCCAGAUCACAUUUAAUUAUGAUAGAGAAACUCGGAUUUUUGUGGCAGCGUGAAAGACAACGGCACAGCAGGGGAAUGAGAAAUACAAGGCCGGAAUAACAUAGAUGAAAAGGUAUGGCAACACACGAGGGAAUAGGAAUAUUUGUACAGAAAUUGUUUAUACAUCCACAAAAGCAAGAGAACUGAAUUAUUUGAAAGAAAACACUGAAUAUUACAGUAAAGUCCUGAAUAAGUGUCUGCACAUAGAUUCUCAGUGUUUACACAUACACACAGAUGAAAACAAACACACAUCAAUUUUAAACCCUGCUUGGAAAUUCUGCUUUGUGGAUGUCUUUUUGUCAGGGUUCAAAAUGACUCACAUUUUUGCCAAGAACAGAUUGUAUACGAAGUCGCUCAAGAAAAAAAAAAAAAAAAUGACAAAAUUAAAAUGCUAAAAUUGUGCAAAACAUAUGCACAAAUAAUCAUCACUUGUCAAAAAAAAAAAAAAAAAAAUCCCACAUUUAAAAAGUGAAGAUUUAUGAGAGCUGACAGGUCUGCUUCAGCUAGAAUGCACUUUUAUACAUGAUGUUCGCAAAUAAAUAACAAAUGUUGUUGUUGUUGUUUUUUUAUUGGAGGAAAAAAAAUAUUGAAAAAGAUGUUCUAUGUAAAUGCAUUUAAAUGUAAAUAUCACUGAAUGCCAUUGUGAAAAGUGACAACAGUACCGUAGUCUUCAAGUAAACAAAAAAUUAUAAUAAAAUGAAAACUGAGGAGAAGAUUAUACAGUAUAUAAUGCCACGAUACAGUAUGAAAUCCACAAUAUAACUGGAUUGACUGAAGCAGAGUAAACCCUGCCACAGUAUGUUUUGGGUUGUGUUGCUCUCCCCAAAAGGAACAUUUAUUUUUACUUGAAUUGAAUGCAGAAGCUACAAAUAAAUAUAUGUGCAGUCCUUUUCCUGGGAUGAGUUCACACACCUGAUUAAUCACACUGUCUCUGGCCACAAGGACUCGCUGUGACUGGACUCCACCAGAACCACUGUUUCACUGCACAAUCAUGCGCACCAAUACCAGGAUGCUUCAUGCAGUACGAACCCACGCUUAUCCCAAACAACCCAACAAAUGUCAUUCUUCAUCAAAAAUGUGAGCCUAAAAAGGUUAUAUGAAAUAUUAAUGUCUAUAUUAUUAUGUGGUAAAGAAGAAUGAUUAAAGAAAGACAUCACCUGGAGCUGAUUUGAUUAGGCCUAAAGUACUGUUCACACCAAGAACGAUAGCUUUAAUGAUAAUUACAUCAUUAGAAUCCACACUAGCACACAUUUAUCUGCAGUUUUAAAGCAGGAUUGAUUCUGAUUGGCUGUUUUUAUAUUGCAUCAGCUGAAAAAAAAUAUAUAGUUCUGAAAGUGAUUCCAACACUGUCAUCAUUCUGUGCCGUUAUUGUUAAUGUUGUGGUAUGGACUUAAUUCUUAUAGAAUUAGAAUGCUUAACAUUAUCGAAAUAGUUAUCGUUCUUGGUGUAAAUGGGUCUUAACAGUUCAAAGAAUUGAUUCCUUCCUGUGUUACUGCCUAUUUUUUUUUUUUCAGGUAGAUUAGGUCAAUUGUAAUCUGGGUGUGGAGUUACUGCAUUCAUCCUGGUUUCUGCUUUCUUAUUGGAUUGCAGUGAUGUGGCCCUGAGUGGGCCCCGUUGGUGCUGAGCUCUCACAAUGGUGUGUACUAAAAAUGUAUUUAUUCUGUUGUAUUUUUUCCUUUUCUUUUUUGUAAAUUUGAAUAAAGACAAUAUGUUUUGAGGUGAUAAUGUGUGUGUGACCUGAA